GAUGACAGACCAGCAGGCCUUGCGUUUCCGUGGGCCGGCCCCCACCCCCCUCCCUGUCCCUGCCCCCGCCCCUGCCCCCGCCUCUAGCCCUCUGAUGCGGGGCCCCCCACCACUCCUGCGGCCCCCCCCUCCCCCGUUUGCCAUGAUGAGGGGGCCCCCGCCGCGCCCCCCUUUCGGGCGACCGCCCUUCGAUGCCAGCAUGCCCCCCAUGCCCCCCCCUGGAGGAAUCCCCCCCCCUCUCGGACCCCCGCACCUACAGAGGCCUCCGUUCAUGCCCCCCCCGAUGGGCAGCCUGCCCCCUCCCCCCGGAAUGAUGUUCCCCCCCGGGAUGCCCCCGGUACCCACCCCCGGGGCCCCCACCCUCCCGCCCAGUGAGGAGAUCUGGGUGGAGAACCAGACGCCCGAGGGCAAGGUGUACUACUACAACGCUCGCACGCGUGAGUCAGCCUGGAGCAAGCCUGAGGGGGUGAAGAUAAUCCAGCAGUCAGAACUCCACCCCCUGAUGGUCAACCAAUCAGCUGCCGCCACCUCUUCUGCCAGCCUCUCAGUGGCCAGCACUGUGGCAAGCCUCGCCCCCACACAGGCCCCCUCUCCUGGCCCCGCCCUCGGCCCCGCCCCCACCACCACGUCCCAGGCUGUGUCCCACCCCAUCUGCACCCCCGCAGCCGUGGAGAUGGCUGCCAUAGUAACGGCCCCCUCCAGCGCCGCGGUGACCCCCGUGCCUUCCAUCAGUCUCCCCACGGUAACGGCCACGGCAACGGCAGUGCAGACCCUCCCCGCCGCUCUGACACACCCCCUUCCGCAGGCCACGCCCCCCAUCCCCGCCUUCCCGCCCGUCAUGGUCCCGCCCUUCCGCGUGCCUCUGCCCGGGAUGCCAAUCCCGCUGCCAGGUGUAGCAAUGAUGCAGAUAGUCAGCUGUCCGUAUAUAAAGACAAUCGCUCCCAACAAGAACGGCCUGCUCCCUGGCAUGGCCCCGCCCCUCGUUCCCAUGAUGCACCACCCCCAGAUGGCCCUGGCGGCCGGCCCCGCGGCGCUCUCCGGCGCCCUCUCGCUCGCGGAGUGGUCCGAGUACAAGACCGCCGACGGCAAGAUGUACUACUACAACAACCGCACGCUGGAGUCCACCUGGGAGCGCCCCGACCUGCUCAAGGAGAGAGUGUUGGUGCCGGACUGUCUGUGGAGCUGGGAGCUCACGUUGUCUCCUCCCCCAGAUAAGGAGGCGGAGAAGGCCAAGGAGGCGGCGCUGUCCCUGGAGGAGGAGGAGCUGAUGGACAUGGAGGAGGAGGGGGAGCCCAAGCCGGAGCCUCCCAAGGAGGUGCGAGAGGAGCCCAAGGAGGAGGAGCUGACGGAGGAGGAGAGGGCUGCCCAGAAGGCCAAACCUGUGGCCACCACGCCCAUCCCCGGCACCCCCUGGUGUGUUGUGUGGACCGGGGACGAUCGCGUGUUCUUCUACAACCCCACCACCCGCCUCUCCAUGUGGGACCGUCCUGAGGAGCUGAUUGGCCGGGCCGAUGUGGACAAGAGCAUUCAGGAGCCGCCCCACAAGAAGGGCCUUGAGGAGCCCCGAAAACUAGGGAUCAGCAAAGAGGAACUGGAAGCCGCCAUUGAGGAAGCUCUGGAAGACGAGCCAAUCAAAAUCAAGAAGAGAAAGAAGGAGGAGGUGAGGGAGGACUCUGAGAAGGAGGCGGCGAUGGAGGCGGAGAUGAAGGCGGCGCGGGAGCGGGCCGUGGUGCCGCUGGAGGCCCGUAUGACCCAGUUCAGAGACAUGCUGCUGGAGAGAGCGGUGUCGGCCUUCUCCACGUGGGAGAAAGAGCUGCAUAAGAUCGUCUUUGAUCCGCGGUAUCUGCUGCUCAACCCCAAGGAGCGCAAACAGGUUUUUGAGCAGUAUGUGAAGACUAGAGCGGAAGAAGAGAGGAAAGAGAAGAAGAAUAAACUGAUGCAAUCGAAGGACGAGUUCAGAAAGAUGAUGGAAGAGGCCAAGAUCAGCACCAGGAUGACCUUCAGCGAGUUUGCAUCGAAGCAUGGCCGCGACCUGCGCUUCAAGGCCAUCGACAAGAUGAAGGACCGGGAGGCCAUCUUCACCGAGUUCAUGACCGCGCUCCGCAAGAAGGAGAAGGACGACUCCAAGAACCGCGGGGAGAAGGUGAAGCUGGAUUUCUUCGAGCUGCUGUCGGACCACCACGUGGACGGGCAGGUGCGCUGGAGCAAGGUGAAGGAGCGGCUGGAGGGAGACCAGCGCUACAAAGCCGUGGAAAGUUCCGGAGCUCGCGAGGAGCUCUUCAAGCAGUUUGUGGAGAAACAGGCCAAGAAGUUGGACUCGGAGAAGGAGAAGGAGCUGGAGCGCCAGGCCCGGAUCGAGGCGAGCCUGCGGGAGAGAGAGAGGGAGGUGCAGAAGGCCCGGUCCGAGCAGACCAAGGAGAUCGACCGCGAGAGAGAGCAGCACAAACGCGAGGAGGCCGUCCAGCACUUCAGAGCCCUAAUGUCCGACAUGGUGCGCUCGGCGGAUGCCUCGUGGUCAGACACGCGCAGGAGCCUGAGGAAGGACCACCGCUGGGAGACGUCCUCCCUGCUGGAGCGCGAGGAGAAGGAGAAGCUGUUCAGCGAGCACAUCGAGGCGCUCGCCAAGAAGAAGAAGGAGCACUUCCGCCAACUGCUGGACGAGACCACCACCAUCACGCUCACCACGUCCUGGAAGGAGGCGAAGAAGGCGAUUAAAGAGGAUCCUCGCUGCAUCAAGUUCUCCAGCAGCGACCGGAAGAAGCAGAGGGAGUUUGAGGACUACAUCAAAGACAAGUACAUCACCGCCAAAGCAGACUUCAGGACGCUCCUGAAAGAGACAAAGUUCAUCACGUACAGGUCCCGGAAGCUGCUGCAGGAGUCGGACCAGCACCUGCGGGACGUGGAGAAGGUUCUGCAGAACGACAAGCGGUACCUGGUGCUGGACUGUGUUCCAGACGAGCGGAGGAAGCUCAUCAUGUCCUACAUCGAGGACCUGGACCGCCGGGGGCCCCCCCCGCCCCCCACGGCCUCCGAGCCCACCCGCCGGUCCACCAAGUAACCCACGGCAACAACCCCACGGCAACAACACCACGGCAACAACACCACCGCGCCACAACCACCCGCCGGUCCACCAAGUAACCCACGGCAACACCACCACCGCGCCACAACCACCCGCCGGUCAACCGAGUAACCCACGGCAACACCACCACCGCGCCACAACCACCCGCCGGUCAACCGAGUAACCCACGGCAACAACACCACCGCGCCAGAACCACCCGCCGGUCAACCAAGUAACCCACGGCAACAACCCCACGGCAACAACACCACGGCAACAACCCCACCGCGCCACAACCACCCGCCGGUCAACCAAGUAACCCACGGCAACAACACCACGGCAACAACACCACGGCAACAACCCCACCGCGCCACAACCACCCGCCGGUCAACCAAGUAACCCACGGCAACAACACCACGGCAACAACACCACGGCAACAACACCACGGCAACAACACCGCCCCAGAACCACCCGCCGGUCAACCGAGUAACCCACGGCAACAACCCCACCGCGCCAGAACUCCCCACCGCUCAGCCAAGCAACGGAACCCCUGCAUCACCCGCAACAACGACGACGACGACGACGACAACAUGCCAUAACCACCCCCCCGUGUAACCAACUAACAGAAACCCCGUGUUACCCAUGGCAACAACCCCACCCCACCCCACCGCUCAGCCCUGUGAGGGGAACCCCGGGUGACUGCGUCAGCCUAACGCUCUGCUAUCAACGCACACCAGCGUCCUGCAUGAACACGCUCCCGACACGCUCCCGACACGCUCCCGACACGCUCCCGACACGCUCCCGACACGCUCCCGACACGCUCCCGACACGCUCCCGACACGCUACCAGCACACGCCCCCCGAGUCACGGCAGAGCCCGCAGACGUGUUGUAGCACAGUAUUAGCGCUGCGCCUGGUUGGCGGGAGCUCUCCCAGCGUGCCGCUCUGCUCAGAGCGCUGUGACCCCUGAACUCCACGCAGCACUCCCCGGCCGGGAGGAGGCUUCAGCGCCACGGCUCCUCAGCCUGGAAGAUACUUUUAUUAGGUGACGGAUGUGUAUAUUUGAGUACAUGUAUUCAGAUUGUGUGACCAGACGGUUGUGCAAACAUUGCCAUCGGCCUUAAGAGUCGGAAAUGUAACGAUGCAUCGUAGUUUGAAUGUUUAAAUGUUUCUAAAGUUGUGUUUACUUUUGAUGUUGCUGUUUCUGUACAAGUUUACUGGAAUAAAGGCAACCACCCAGUUUUUUUACAA
This is a messenger RNA of Conger conger (European conger), 4305 nucleotides long. RefSeq names its product transcription elongation regulator 1-like. The record is from RefSeq and is a predicted model, not a curated record. Gene Ontology annotation, molecular function: RNA polymerase binding; transcription coregulator activity. NCBI's taxonomy places the organism in Eukaryota, Metazoa, Chordata, Actinopteri, Anguilliformes, Congridae. Gene Ontology annotation, cellular component: nucleus. The transcript has 20 exons. Bases 2 to 3058 code for a protein of 1018 amino acids.